UGGAUUCACAUGGGUGAAGCAACCAAGUCUGAAGAACAUUUUUUGUGUGUGGGGGAAACCGGCUGUAGCGGACAUGUAGCUAGUGCAUUACGACCGCUCUGUGUUUGAAUCAAUCAUAAAUACUUGUUUCUUACUUGAGUGUAUUUUAUCCAGUAAAUUGACGUAAAAGGACGGGGUUGCUAAGUUGCUCGCGUUCUAUCACUGUAGCUAGUUCGUGUGCGAUGGUUUGUCGGUUUAGCCAUCUUCCUAGCUGCUGACAGUGGUCUGAAGGCUGCUGUUCUGUUGCGGUGGUGAGCUACCCGAAGAAGCGGCCCUGACCAUAACGUUAGCUAGCUGGCUUUAUCCAAGUGUCUGUUUGUCGACCACCUCGGCCGUUGCAUUGGAUUGUCUGCGCAUUGCUGGCUGGCUAGCUAGCUACCUAACGUCGUCUGGCUAAACAGAGCGGAAAGUCAUCUGUCAUAUGCAGAUAUGACAGCCAACUAGCUAGCUAGCCAGCUAACUUCGCUCUUUAUCCAUGGAAUACAAAUGGGUUUCUUUUUGGAGUAUGGACCUACGAUUGAUGGCGUGCCUUUGAGUCUACGGUAACCCACAAUAGUUGUAAUAAGAAAAGCAUCCAAUGCAAAAGUAUUGAAAGCAAACCUCCAUUAUGGAUUUCAGCAAAUCGUUGACCUUGUGGAUUGCAUGCUUAUGCCUCCUGAGGGAAAGCUGGACGGUACAAGCCAGCUCAGACCACCAUCAUAUUGAUAAUGGCGUGUCAGAACUCUGUCGCAUCGAUGAGCCUCCGUGCCACGAUGAAAAUACCAUCCUCAGCUUCGAGGCCAUCCGCAGUAUCCACAAGCAGAUGGAUGACGAUGCUAAUGGCAAUGUGGAUGUGUCAGAGACGGACGGGUUCCUGAGGGAGGACCUGAACUACCACGAUCCCAAAGCCAAGCACAACAGUUUCCACGGAGAUGACCAGUUCAUCAGUGUGGAAGACUUGUGGAAUACCUGGAAGGGUUCUAAAGUGUACAAUUGGACAGUGGACGAUGUGGUGUUGUGGCUCACCCACGUGGAGCUGCCGCAGUAUGUGGACGCCUUCCGCAAGAUGCACUUCAACGGGACUGUCAUGCCCAGGCUGGCUGUGAAGAACGCCACCCUGACAGUGUCCAUUCUGAAGAUGCUGGAUCGCAGCCAUGUUCAGAAGCUGCAGCUCAAGGCCUUGGACACUGUGCUGUUUGGAGCCCCACUCAUGAACACUCAUAACCACCUGAAGGACUUCAUGCUUGUGGUGUCCAUAGUGAUCGGCAUUGGAGGUUGCUGGUUCGCCUACAUCCAGAACCGUUACUCUAAGGACCACAUGAAGAAGAUGAUGACGGACCUGGAUGGUCUACAGAGGGCUGAGCAGAGCCUGCAUGAUCUGCAGAAGAAGCUGCAGAUAGCCCAGGAGGAGCACCGUACAGUAGAGGUGGAGAAGGUGAACCUGGAACAGAAGCUGAGGGAUGAGAUCAACUGUGCCAAGCAGGAGGCCCAGCGGCUGAAGGAGCUCCGCGAGGGCACCGAGAACGAGCUGAGUCGGCAGAAAUACGCAGAGGAGGAGCUGGACCAGGUGCGCAUGGCCCUGAAGAAAGCAGAGAAGGAGCUGGAGUCUCGCUGCAGCUGGUCCCCACCAGAGUCCCUCCAGAAGUGGCUCCAGCUCACCCAUGAGGUGGAGGUGCAGUACUACAACAUCAAGAAGCAGAACGCUGAGAAACAGCUACUGGUGGCGAAAGAAGGGGCAGAGAAGAUCAAGAAGAAGAGGAACACCAUAUUUGGGACCUUCCAUGUGGCACACAGCUCCUGUCUGGAUAAUGUGGAUCACCAAAUUCUGACAGCCAAACAAGCCCUGGGUGAGGUGACUGCUGCUCUGAGGGAGAGGCUGCACCGCUGGCAGCAGAUUGAGAUUCUGACUGGGUUCACCAUCGUCAACAACCCUGGGCUUACCUCCCUGGCCUCCACCCUGAACCUUGACCCCAGCAUCAUGGGUGGCCGGGCCACGCCCCAGCACUUCAUUAUGUCUGAUGACAUGGACGACAUGGACGAGGACAUCAUAUCGCCCGGAACUCUGCAAUCUCCCAGUAUGAUGUCCCUGCGUCAGCGCCACAUGGACUCCCAGCUGGCCAUGGGCUCUCAGAGGUUGGUAGAGACCUGCCUGUUGGCGGGGCAGCAGGGAGACUGCACCUCUUACCCAUCCAGGUCUAGGGCCACCCUCCAACAGUCACACAGCCAGUCCUUCCAACAGUUUGAGGCUCUCCCCCUGCCUCCCCUGUCCUCGGCUGUCUCGCACCCCUCGAUCAUCUGCUCCUCUCCACCUCCUCCUUACCGUCAGCCCCACUCCUUCCACUCCUCCUCCUCCUUACACACCUCCGCUCCUCAUUCCUCCCAUGUCUAUCACUCGUCUUAUUUUCAGCCCAUGGACACCAUCCCAGACUUCCAGCGCAGCAGCAGCUUCGGGGAUCUGAACCGCUCAGACUCAGACUCCUCCCUGUCUCUCUCCCAAAUCGGUGAUCGUCUGUCCGCCUACAGCUCCAAGGGCCACCUGGUGAAACCCACCCCCUUACUGUAUGGUCCCCCUGUCCGCUGCGCCUCCGACGAGCCCUCCCUGCAUGCCCACACACCUAACGGAGGGAACCGUGUCCACGAGGGAGGAGCCCAGACCGAGCCAGUCCCCGAGAGCCCCAUCCUGAUGAAGAAGGUGUACAGCAUCGAGAAGUCAGCCAGCCUGGGAGAGAUGGACGUUGGCCUCAUCGGUAUGUCCAUGUCAGAGUCCUCCUGCUCCCUCAGCCUCAACUCCACCGAUGCCGACACCCCCUCCCCCACGGGGGGCCAGCCUGGGGCUGCAGGGGCCAAGGGAAGCAGCCGUAUCCCUCAACUCUCCUCCAAGAAGAGCCCUCUGGAGGAAGACAGCGGCUCCACGGGAGAAGACACAGACUCCGUCGCCAGCCGUAAGAAACACACCUUCAAGAUCUUCAAAAAACAGAAGAAAUAAUGACAAGGGCUACUGAAGACUUUUAAAGAGCUAUUAAAGGUGUUUCACUUAUUAUUAUUUCUGUUUUGGAAAACUUGUUUUGGGUUGUUCACUGGUCACAAGCGAUGGCGCAAAUCUUUGCCUUUAGGGUUUUCUAGGUACUUCCUCUGAGGGACUGUGGGAGCAAGCAGCUAUUCAAUGAUGUUUGCAAUGGGUGGUGUUGUAUAGUGGAAUGUAAGCACUAUUUAUUUAGCAGGAAAGUGUGCCAGUCGCUCAGAGGGAAACAAGUCUCCUGGAUGGAUGUCUUCUGUUUUACUUCAACCUGUAUCAGUUUGCAUGUCUUCACCUUUGUUUGACUGAUAUUUUCUGGAUUAUCUUAGGUGUGUGCUUGGUUCUUGUCCUUAUUCUGCUUAGACAACACUUAAAAACUCA
This is a messenger RNA of Oncorhynchus nerka (sockeye salmon), 3415 nucleotides long. Its product is annotated as stromal interaction molecule 1-like. The coding region runs from base 647 to 3004 and encodes 785 amino acids. Gene Ontology annotation, cellular component: endoplasmic reticulum; plasma membrane. Gene Ontology annotation, biological process: activation of store-operated calcium channel activity; store-operated calcium entry; intracellular calcium ion homeostasis. The record is from RefSeq and is a predicted model, not a curated record. Gene Ontology annotation, molecular function: calcium ion binding; calcium channel regulator activity; protein binding. Lineage: Eukaryota; Metazoa; Chordata; Actinopteri; Salmoniformes; Salmonidae. The transcript has 13 exons.